UCCUUUGUUUUUAACGACGACUUCGUCGAGAAAGGUUUGCUCGUCACAUUUCUUUCGGCUGACUCAUCCAAAUUAUUCGUCAAUUUUUAACACCGAAGCAUCGAAACAUUUCUCGAUAACGAACAAACUUUUCUUAACAUUCUCAGAUCACAAAUAAUACGUCCGUUUAACAGUGAAGAUAUUUCGUUAAUAUGUGCGACCAUUGCGCAAAAGUCACCAGCCAAAAAGGAUAUGCUGGCCAAGUAACGUGCAAGUGCGAGCAUGGCGAGAAGAAGGAAGAGAAGAAGGAAGAAGGUGGCUGCUGCAGCAGAAAAGCGAGAGAAGUUGCCGGUGGUUGCUGUAUGUCAGGCUGUUGCAAGGACAAAAACAAUAAGGCCAAAGAAGUUCGAAAAGAAGGUUGCUGCGGGAAAAAUAAUAAUAAAUCAUGAAGACUAUGUCAAUCUUAAACCAUAUGCGAUAAUUCUGUAAUGCUGUUUUCGAAAUAAAUAUAAGCGAUGCUUCGGUAAA
Vespula vulgaris is the source of this 507-nucleotide messenger RNA. RefSeq lists its product as uncharacterized. NCBI's taxonomy places the organism in Eukaryota, Metazoa, Arthropoda, Insecta, Hymenoptera, Vespidae. Bases 192 to 428 code for a protein of 78 amino acids. The transcript has 4 exons. The record is from RefSeq and is a predicted model, not a curated record.